Messenger RNA from Heterobasidion irregulare TC 32-1, 807 nucleotides. RefSeq lists its product as uncharacterized. NCBI's taxonomy places the organism in Eukaryota, Fungi, Basidiomycota, Agaricomycetes, Russulales, Bondarzewiaceae. The coding region runs from base 1 to 807 and encodes 268 amino acids. The transcript has 3 exons. The record is from RefSeq and is a predicted model, not a curated record.
AUGACAGCAACCCCAUCCUCGUUCUCAUCAAGUUCACCAGCUUUUUCACCAUUCUCAUCCAAUCAACUCAAGCUUCCAUAUCAGACGGACUCCUCCUGUGUAUAUCACCAAUCUCAUUCAUCACAGAGUCUGGUAUCUAAUUCUAAUGACUACAACGACAUCUUGCGCAUACUUAUCAAAGCUGAUCAUGACAUGCUUGUACGUGCUGGAAACUGCCCAUAUAACCAACACCUCCAGCAACUUGCUCAAGCAGAGAGCCAGCAUAUGGCUCUCUUUGCACAAAUUGUGCUAUACAAAAAUGCCUAUAACAAGAUCAUCACUGCCAUUCCACAGCUGCUUUCUACGACAUCCAAUCCCUUUAGUCACCCCAUCCCUUCAAUGCCUGUUUCGCCAUCAGUAAACACACCUAUUGCUAUAACAUGGAGUAUGCAAUGGUGCCCAAGCCGUAUAUUACUUGGGCAGGAUAUGAUCAUGCCAUUGGCACCGAACAUGGAUAGCGACUGCAGUAAACUCCCUUACUUUUCUCGCAAAGGGUGGAAUAGUCAAGAGAAAGGUAAAGCAGGAAAAGGUGGUCCACAGAGUGAGAACGUUGGGCUGCAAUUCGCUGAAGAUAUAAAUAGGCAAGCUGUGCCAUAUGUGGUGGCAAAGGAGAUGCAGGCGAUGCUCAACUCGCUCUUUCAUUCUUUGCUUGCUAAUGGCCAGGCAGCCGAAGUCUCAAAUAGCUUCACUCACGAAGCGCGCAUGUACAUUCACGUCACAAUGUCCAACCACUUCCCCCUGCUCCUGCUUUGUGAAGGAGGGCGAUAG